UUUGGGCACGCAAACUCUCCACUCGUCAGCGUCUUUACAGGAGAUAAUGCCCUGCAACAACAAUUAAGAAAGCCACUGACACUGUCUCUCUUCUUUUUUCGGUCUCAAUCUCAAUCUCUGUGCUGUAUUCGUUUUCUCGAGACCCAGUGAUAGCCUUCGUGAAGUUGUGUAUUGAUGGAGAAUCAACGAAAUAAAGCUUGCCCUUAUUGAGUUCAAAGAAGCAAAGGUAAAGAGAAUCGAAAGCGAAGAUGCGGAGAGAGAUCUCGCUUUUGGUUCAGCCACGAAGUCUUCUCGUUUUGUUACUCAUCUUUAUUUUCCUCGUUUACGCUUUCACGAUCCAUAACAAACCGGAGGAGGAGAAGGUGGAAGAGUUGUAUGAAAUUACGCAUAGAGUAUACUUGGAUGUUGAUAUUGAUGAACAACGAUUAGGUAGAAUUGUUAUUGGAUUGUAUGGCCAGGUUGUUCCAAAAACUGUUGGUAUGUAUUCAGUCUGCUGUGUUAAUACUUUCAUAUCACGGUUUUGGAAGCUUAAUUUGUCUAAACCAGGAGAAUGCUCAAUUUGCCUAAUUUGUGGUUCAGUANUGCUUGCUUCGUAA
Pistacia vera is the source of this 596-nucleotide messenger RNA. Its product is annotated as peptidyl-prolyl cis-trans isomerase CYP21-1-like. Bases 249 to 596 code for a protein of 115 amino acids. The transcript is spliced from 3 exons. NCBI's taxonomy places the organism in Eukaryota, Viridiplantae, Streptophyta, Magnoliopsida, Sapindales, Anacardiaceae. The record is from RefSeq and is a predicted model, not a curated record.